Molecule: messenger RNA, 780 nt
Organism: Zingiber officinale
Lineage: Eukaryota; Viridiplantae; Streptophyta; Magnoliopsida; Zingiberales; Zingiberaceae
Product: CASP-like protein 2D1
Exons: 2
Coding region: 78-641 (187 amino acids)
Source: RefSeq, a predicted model, not a curated record
CCACCUACCUCACUAAAAAGAGCUCCUUUCCAUUCCUUUCCUUUCCUUUCUCUCAGGAAACCUUACAGUCACAGACAAUGAGCGAGGAACGUGAAUCCACCAUCAGUACUUCUUCAAACCACCACAAUAGCCUCAGAUUCCUGGAGCUCUCCCUCAGGCUUGUUGCCACGCCUUUAUGUGCUGCCUCCCUGUGGCUGACGGUCGUCAACAAGCAAACCAGUGAUUCGUAUGGGAAUGUGGCAUCUAACAACCUAUCAGGACUGAGGUACUUGGUGUGCAUCAACGCCAUCUCCCUGGCUUAUUCUGCUGCUUCGACUCUCUUCUGUUUCUUCAAAUGCUUCGACAGAGACUGGAUCUUGCUAAUCGUGGACCAACUUGUGGCUUAUCUGAUGGUGACAUCAGGGUCUGCUGCGGCCGAGGUACUCUAUCUGGCUCGCGAGGGAGAUAGGAAAGCGUCGUGGAGCGAAGCGUGCAGCUACUUUGGGAGGUUCUGCGACAGGAUCAAGGGUUCCUUGGCGCUGCAUUUGGCUGCCUUGCUCAGCUUCAUUGCGCUGGCUCUCGUUUCUGCUUACAGAGUUUUCAGCAAGUUCGAAGCCCCUUCUGUUUCUACAACUAAAGAAGCGGCCGAAGUGGAUCAAUAAGAAAUGCUUUCACUGUAAUCUAGUUAAUAAGAUGAUAUGUGGUUAAUCAUCAAGGUUAACAAUGUUAGUUAUUUCCUUUAGAGAGACUUUAAAUAAGUUUUACAUAUAAAUAUGAAUUGAACUCGUUUAAGUGAUUAAA